Molecule: messenger RNA, 636 nt
Organism: Dracunculus medinensis (Guinea worm)
Lineage: Eukaryota; Metazoa; Nematoda; Chromadorea; Rhabditida; Dracunculidae
Source: the annotation of a GenBank genome assembly
AUGGCAUUAAUUUAUGCGAGUGUGGUUAAUAUGAGGAUGAGCGAUCAAAAUGCUACUGAUAAGCAACAACAUAAGAAAUCAAUUCACCAUAGUAAUAGCAGACGAUCAUCCGAUUCUAUACAAAAACCUGAUGAUGAACAUCAGACACCUCAAAAUAAACGACUUGAACGAAGUGAAACAAUUUGCACUCAACCAAAAAGAAGAAGCAAAUCCCAUCAUCAAAACGCCUCAUUUUGUAGCGAAAUUCCAGAUAGUUCAUCAAAGGGUGAUUCCAGUAGUGAUUACACUAUGAAAGAAAGGAAGUUAAAGCGAUCAGCAACUUAUAAACCUCCGCCAGUAUCAAUCUCACCGGAUUCUGCGGGACUUCGCAGAUCGCAAAAUAAAAUGAGUAAAAAGAUAUCUCGUGAAAUUAGCGAAGAAGAGGAAAAUUCGGAGGACGAUUUAAUAAGUACUUCAAAACAAGUACGAACGAGAAAUAGCCAAAGUUUGGACCAAGACGAAUGGAGAAUGCAUACACAAGUUGUUCAAGAUUCUUGCAAUGAUAACAGUAUGAUUGGUGCUUUACAAAAAAUGAAAAAAAGAUGGAGUAAAUGGCGAACAAAACGUCGUUCCAGUGAUUAUUUGAGUGACGAAUAA